CUUCACACGCACACUCUUGUCUCUCUUUCUUUCACUUCCGUCGAGCUCAUUACAAUCACAGCCUGUGAUCAGUCCGAGCUGACAACCCGCCGCGAAAGGACCCGACCGCCGUCGUCUCGCCGUCCGGACUUUUUCGCGACAACCAAGUUCGGGUCUUUGCUUGAUGAUGGCAGCUACUGCAAUAUCGCCCCAUAUUCCAGCCAACAUUAAAUCGUCAUCUUUAAAAUAUCCGUGGUCAGGAGUUGCAGUUGUUGGCCUUGCAGGAUGCUUUCAUACAGCUGCCUAUGCAUUUGGCCAGAAACUUUGUUCCCAGUUCUACUCCUUCCAUGUAACCCGGCCUUCAUUGGUGAAUGAUUUCAAAAAGAUGACCUGGUCCAUUCGGAGUAGUGCGGAUGGCAGAGGAUUGGAUUUCGAUCCUUCUGCAGACAGCACAAAUGGCACGACCCGAUUGAUAAGGGCAAUUCGAGACUUUCAAAAUAAACUUGGUGCCAAAGUCCAAGAGAUCAGGAAAAAUUUCCCUAUGAAGUUGUUCUUUUUCUUGGUGGGCUUUUACUGUGCAACAGCCUUCGCAACUGUCAUCGGGCAAACAGGGGACUGGGACAUUCUAUCUGCUGCCUUAGCUGUAGUGGUUGUCGAGGGAAUUGGAGCUCUUAUGUACAGGGCUUCUCUUCCUGUAUUCAGCCGUGCUCGAAGCCUUAUUUCCAUGUUUAAUUACUGGAAAGCUGGGCUUUCCCUUGGCCUCUUCUUGGAUUCGUUUAAGUACUGAAAGGACGACGCAAUUGGGUUCCACGCGGCCCUUCAUAUUACAUAUGGAUCUGGUUCUUGAGUUCCAGUUGCGGAGAUGCAAAGAUUUCUGCUAGCCGGAUGCAUGAGGCACCAGAGCAGGUUGGGAAGUAUAUUCAUUCAGAGCAAUUCACCUCUUGAAUGACGUUCUUCCAAACGAGAAACUGAGAGAACAAGAACUUUAAAUUGGCUGGCAAAAAAGUCCAGAGAGUUUUAGCUUUACGUUGGAGAAUAGAAGAGCAUGCAAUUUGACUUGAAUCACCAUUCCCCAGCAGAUUCUAGGUGGAUUGAAUCUCCUGGUGGUGGGUGCCUCCCGAAUCUCUCUGAAAUGAAGAAAUUCGCUUUUUCAAGUGUUCGAGGAUGGAAAUAACCACCUCGCGAUUAUUUUGCAGCUGGGGCUUCAUACAUGAAAAGUGAGGAAUUUUUUACUGAAAUGGCUGUGGUUAUCUAACUUUGUUACUGAAUACUGAUCACGUGUUUCCAGUUCAUAUUCCCCAUACUGAAACAUCCUGAUAUAGUUACUAAACCUUUCCUAUUGCUUUCUCACAGCAAAUGUAGAGGCUGAAAGAGAUGACAAUUGCACUGAUGAAGUAUUGUUUUUUUAUUUUU
Messenger RNA from Syzygium oleosum, 1392 nucleotides. RefSeq lists its product as uncharacterized. The record is from RefSeq and is a predicted model, not a curated record. Lineage: Eukaryota; Viridiplantae; Streptophyta; Magnoliopsida; Myrtales; Myrtaceae. The transcript has 3 exons. The coding region runs from base 164 to 766 and encodes 200 amino acids.